GGCGUAGGCCGUUGAGAAUAGAUCCGAUAUUCCUUCUAUAAGAAAGACUGCAAACUAUCUCCUUCUCCUCUACCAUCCUACCGCCUUGUGCCAGCCAAUCCUUCUCCUCCAUCUUUUUACUUUGAACGUGGAUCUUCGUAACAAGUAUAAGAUCGAUCAUGGGAAACCUAUUAUGUUUGGUUCAAGUGGAUCAAUCGACUGUUGCCAUUAAGGAAACUUUUGGGAAGUUUGAUGAUGUUCUCCAGCCAGGUUGUCAUUGUGUGCCUUGGAUUUUUGGAAGGCGGCUUGCUGGACAUCUCACCCUAAGGCUUCGCCAGUUGGAUGUCAAGUGCGAGACCAAAACAAAGGACAAUGUCUUUGUUAAUGUUGUAGCUUCCAUACAGUAUCGUGCUCUGGCUGAUAAGGCAAGUGAAGCAUUCUACAAACUCACCAACACAAGUACCCAAAUCCAGGCCUAUGUUUUUGAUGUUAUAAGAGCUAGUGUUCCAAAGCUUAACCUUGAUGAUGUUUUUGAGCAAAAGAAUGAAAUUGCCAAGGCUGUUGAUCGUGAACUUGAAAAGGCAAUGUCCGCAUACGGGUUUGAGAUUGUUCAAACAUUGAUUGUCGAUAUAGAACCGGAUGAACGUGUGAAGAAAGCAAUGAAUGAGAUCAAUGCAGCUGCACGGAUGAGGUUGGCAGCUAUUGAGAAAGGUGAGGCAGAGAAGAUACUUCAGAUAAAAAGGGCUGAAGGAGAGGCUGAGUCAAAGUAUUUGUCUGGAUUGGGUAUUGCACGACAGAGACAGGCGAUUGUGGAUGGUUUAAGAGACAGUGUGUUGGGGUUUUCGGUUAAUGUUCCAGGGACAACAGCUAAAGAUGUGAUGGAUAUGGUUUUAGUGACUCAGUAUUUUGACACCAUGAAGGAAAUCGGUGCUGCAUCCAAAUCAUCUGCAGUGUUCAUCCCUCAUGGACCCGGUGCUGUUCGUGAUGUGGCUGCUCAGAUACGCGAUGGACUUCUUAUGGGGAGUGCCACCACUUGAUCCUAAUCCUGAUCCUCAACUAUGUUAAUGUAACAUAUACUUUUGGAGUGACAUAUAUGUAUAAUAACAAUAUAUUUUUAUGUUUCUUAUGAUUGUGUUUGUAACUUUGUAUCCAUGGAUUUUUGUAUAGUUGUGUGUUUAUGUAUAUUUGCCGCAUUAGGUGGUUUGUAGAUAUCGGUUUUAAUUCAAUGUCUCAUUUAGUUUUGUC
Lactuca sativa (garden lettuce) is the source of this 1224-nucleotide messenger RNA. Its product is annotated as hypersensitive-induced response protein-like protein 1. The record is from RefSeq and is a predicted model, not a curated record. Lineage: Eukaryota; Viridiplantae; Streptophyta; Magnoliopsida; Asterales; Asteraceae.